AUGUCUAUACAUAUGUUGACAAGAAUUCAAGGUAGCCAAUCAAUCUACAACAACAAUAUAAAAUCCUCACACAUUUCCUCCUCCUUCUCUCUAAAUAAUCACUCUUUGUCUCACAGAAUUCACUCUCAUACAACUUUCAGAUUACUUUAUUCUCCCUCUUCAAACCUGUGCCAUCUCUUCCUCGCAAAAAUGAAGUCUUCCGCUGUCAUGGUUGCCACCUUUCUGGGUCUUGCCAACGCCGUCAAUAUCCAGAUCUGCAAGCACCAGACUAUGAGGACCUGCGUGACGAUGAAUGUCAUCGGGUGUACAAACUUCCCAUCGAGCAUGAACGACCAAGUUAGUUCACUUAACACGGGAAACACCGAGUGCACCUUCUACGAACACGGCAGCUGCGAGGGUGGCUCCUGGACUACCAGGGGACGACAGAAUACGGUCCCCAGCAAGUUUAACGACAAGUUCACCUCUGUUCGCUGCUAG
Messenger RNA from Colletotrichum truncatum, 477 nucleotides. RefSeq lists its product as uncharacterized. The record is from RefSeq and is a predicted model, not a curated record. Lineage: Eukaryota; Fungi; Ascomycota; Sordariomycetes; Glomerellales; Glomerellaceae.